CACCACCCUCCUCCUAUAUACAUUACAGACUCUUCUCCUCUUCAUCUCCUCACUCACUCACUCAAAGAACAGACACACAGAGAAAGAGAUAGAGAGGUAGAAACAAAAAUGUCUGGUUCUGUAUAGAGUGCUGUUAUAGGGUUUUUGCACUAUUCAUCUUCAUCAUGUCUAUCAUUUACAAUGACUAACAGCUUAAAUCUCUUCUUCUUAGAAGAAGAUAAGAACUACAGUAAUAAUUAUAGUAACAAUGGCUCCAUCAUCACUACCACACCAAGAUUCAUCAGUUUAUUAUCUAGAUGCUCUAUACUGUCAAGAGGAACAAGCAUGGGAAGAAGAAGAAGUGGAAGAAGAAACAAAAGACAAUGAUGAAAACAGUAGUUUUAUUAGGAAUGAUAAUGGAUUUGUUUUACCAGCUUUUUUAAUGGAACAAGACUUGUUCUGGGAGAAUGAUGAACUUAUGUCUCUUUUUACUAAAGAGAAAGAGAUGAUAAGUGAUAAUCUAUUGAGUAAACUUGAAUCAGAUCCAAAUCUUGUUAGAGCUAGGAAAGAAUCUAUUCAAUGGAUGUUGAAAGUUAAUGCCCAUUAUUCAUUCUCUCCUCUUACUGCUGUUCUUGCUGUCAACUUUCUUGAUAGAUUCUUAUCAAGUUUUCACUUCCAGAAUGAUAAACCCUGGAUGACUCAACUCAUUUCUGUUGCUUGUAUUACUUUAGCUGCCAAAGUUGAAGAAACUCAAGUCCCAGCUCUAUUAGAUUUUCAAGUUGAGGAUUCUAAGUAUGUGUUUGAGGCAAAAACAAUUCAAAGGAUGGAACUUGUUAUACUUUCUUCAUUGCAUUGGAAGAUGAACCCUGUAACUCCACUCUCAUUUCUUGAUCAUAUUAUAAGAAGGCUGGGUUUGAAGAGUAAUCUCCAUUGGGAAUUUAUGCAGAGAUGCCAACUUCUCCUCCUCUCUAUAAUUUCAGAUUCAAGAUUUGUAUGUUAUCUUCCAUCUGUACUAGCUGCUGCGACAAUGCUGCAUGUAAUCAACCGCAUUGAGCCUUGUAAUGCCAAGGAAUACCAUGACCAGCUCAUGGGUGUUCUUCAAAUCGACAAGGACAAAGUUGAUGAAUGUGUUGAGCUAAUCUUGGAAUGCACAGCACCAUUGGAAUACAAUGUGGCGAAUCUGAAACGCAAGUACGAGUCUGUUCCGGGGAGUCCGAAUGGUGUAAUGGAUGCAAAUUUCAGCUCUGAUAGUUCAAACGACUCAUGGAUUGCAACUGAAUCAGUAGCUGUGGCAUCUCCAAAACCUUCUUCUUUCAAGAAAAGCCGAGUUCAAAUUCAACAAUUGCGGUUACCAUCCAUCAACCGUUUUGCUGUCGAGCUUCUCACUAGUCCUCGUUGAAAAACCACUAAGUUCUCCUUCUCAUUUCCCAUAAUCUCUUCCUCCUCCUUUUUGGAAUUUCUUUUGAAUCUGUUAAUACAAUAUUUAUCAUUAUUGUCAUGUUAAUUGAGUUCUUAAGUGGAAUUUGAAAUUUGCUUAAUUUCCAUCUCUACAUUUUCUAUUGAUUAAAGAGAAGAGAUGUGAGGCAAAUGAAAUACUACUUAAUUAAGCAAUGCUUGAGGAUUAAUCUUAAUUUUCUAAAAAUAAA
Molecule: messenger RNA, 1625 nt
Organism: Papaver somniferum (opium poppy)
Lineage: Eukaryota; Viridiplantae; Streptophyta; Magnoliopsida; Ranunculales; Papaveraceae
Product: cyclin-D3-3-like
Exons: 4
Coding region: 248-1378 (376 amino acids)
Biological process (GO): mitotic cell cycle phase transition; regulation of cyclin-dependent protein serine/threonine kinase activity
Cellular component (GO): cytoplasm; cyclin-dependent protein kinase holoenzyme complex; nucleus
Molecular function (GO): cyclin-dependent protein serine/threonine kinase regulator activity
Source: RefSeq, a predicted model, not a curated record